GUGUGUGUGUGUGUGUGAGAGAGAGAGAAAGAGGUGUGAACUGUCAGACGAGAGGACUCGAUACCGAUGCGCUUGAAAGGAGUGAAGCAAAACCGCUUGUUGCGCUAUAAUUUUACACAAGAAGACGGCAGGAAAUAUAGUUUUUUGUUGUUGUUGUUGUGAUAUUUACUACCUAAUAUAGAUCUUUCGACGAAGCAUAGGAGUGCAAUAACAGGCUAUAACCUCUGUCUUGCCAGGCCAUUACUCAUGCAUUGUUGUAAGCUAACUGGGUAGCUUUGACUUAAGGGAUUGUUCCAUAACCUGAAAAACAAAUCGCUUCCCUUUUUUGAAGAGGAAGAAGAGGAGGCGGGGACCGCAUAGCUUCUUCUGUAUUUCAUUUGUCUGGGGUCUGGGUUUUUUUAUUCUGCAAACGGAGCUUAUCUGAAUCAGGCUACUUCGUCUAUCUUCAUAUUAGGACGACAGCGGCGGGUGUCGGAGAGGUGUGUGAGGAAGAGGAAGAGACAGGAAUGAUGAUGAUUGGUAAAUCGGUAAAAGACAUUGACAGAUAUCAAACUGUCCUCACUUCGCUACUGUCACUCGAGGAGAACAAAUUCUGCGCGGAUUGUAAAUCCAAAGGUCCCAGAUGGGCGUCAUGGAACCUGGGUAUAUUCAUCUGUAUCCGCUGUGCUGGGAUCCACAGGAACCUGGGCGUCCACAUCUCCAGGGUCAAGUCUGUCAACCUGGACCAAUGGACACAGGAACAGAUACAGUGUGUUCAGGAGAUGGGGAAUGCCAAGGCCAGACGACUCUAUGAAGCUUUCCUACCAGAAUGUUUCAUACGACCAGAGACUGACCAGUCAGCAGAGAUGUUCAUCAGGGACAAAUAUGAGAAGAAGAAGUACAUGGACAAGAUCCUAGAUGUCAACAGGCUUAGAAAAGAGAAGAGCUGUGAAAACAUCCCCAAGGAGCCAGUGGUGUUUGAGAAGAUGAAGUUGAAGAGAGAAAACAGCCCAAAGACACAGACCCAGUCUCCGUCUAUCUCAGACCUCCUAGGACUUGAUGAUCCUGCUCCCCAUGCUGCUAUAUCCAAUGGUAGGUCCAGCUCUGGAGAGAGGGGGAGUCCUCUGGUAGCUAAGCCAGCUACGGUGCACUCUGACCUGAAUCUAUUCAGCUCUCUGCCUGCCUCUUCCUCCACCAACACCACGCCGGUGGGUAGCUCCAUGCCCAGGGGUUGUGUGGCCACGUCGGUACCCGAGAACCUCAGCCUGUUCCUGGACUCAGCACCCAGACAGGAGGGCUCUAGGACAAAGAUGUCUAAGGACUCCAUCCUCUCCCUCUAUGCAACCACACCCACAUCGCACCAGAACCUAGCUGCACGGGCUGGCCUGUACAUGAACCCAGCCCAGCUGGGCUACUACGGAUCAUACCAUUCCCUGGCCACGGAGGGGGGAGCGAUGGGAGGAGCCAUGGUGACAUCACACUCAAUGAUGGCCCUGAGUGGUCAGCAGCAGAACGGCAUGAUGGGAGGGCAACAGCAAAGUGUUAUGCGAGCUCAGCAGAAUGGAAUGGUGGCGGCACAACAGAAUGGCUUUAUGGCUCAACAGGGUGUCAUGGGGCAAGCAGUCAACACAUCCCCGUUCAUGGCAGGAGUGCCACACAGCAUGAUAAAUCAUCAGCAAAGCAUUAUGGGAGCUCAGCAGAGUGUUAUGAUGGGAGCUCAGCAGAACGGCAUGAUGGGAGCUCAGCAGUGCGGCAUGAUGGGAGUUCAGCAGAGCGGCAUGAUGGGAGCUCAGCAGAGCGGCAUGAUGGGAGCUCAGCAGAGAGGCAUGAUGGGCGCUCAGCAGAGAGGCAUGAUGGGCGCUCAGCAGAACGGCAUGAUGGGAGCUCAGCAGAGCGGCAUGAUGGGAGCUCAUCAGAGCGGCAUGAUGGGAUCUCAGCAGAGCGGCAUGAUGGGAGCUCAGCAGUGCGGCAUGAUGGGAUCUCAGCAGAGCGGCAUGAUGGGAGUGCAACAUAACGGCAUCAUGGGAGCACAGCAACAAAGCAUCAUUGGACGUCAACAGAAAGGCAUGACAUGCGGAGUGGCGUCCGUGCCUCAGCAGGUACAGCAGGAUCAGUGCGCCAUCACUCAGAUGACCCAGCACAUGGCGGGGGUGAACUUCUACGGCACCAACGCCAUGACGGGAUACGGCAGUCAGCACAUCGGCGGACCAAAGACUCAAAGCUCCAACCACAUGACGACGUCUCACGUCUGGAAGUGAUGUCAUCACCCGAAGAGGAAGUUGAUGUCACUGAGCAGCAGUGGUGCUUGGGAAGGUUUCGGGGGAGUUUUCGAAUGAACUUUCCAUCAGACAUUUUAGAUAACAUGGGAGGAGGAUGAGGAAGAGAAGUAGGGUGGGUAGUUUACUUAGGCGCGUUUUCGAUCUCUCCUCUCCUCUCCUCUCCUCUCCUUAUUUCAGAGCCAUUUCCAUGCUUGCCUUCAGAUCAUUCUACGACCAAUCAAAGGACAGGGCUCAGAGUUGAAGACAUCACAGAGGUCAUACUGAACUGGGACCACAGCAUAGAAUACAUCUCAUAUCCAGUGUGCGUGUGUGCGUGUGUGUGUGUGGGGGGGGGGGGGGGGGGGGGGUUGUGUGUAUCAGCCUUUAUUCCUGAAGAACUCAUCCAACUGAACUAUUCCUGAAGAACUCAUCCAACUGAACUAUUCCUGAAGAACUCAUCCAACUGAACUAUUCCUGAAGAACUCAUCCAACUGAACUAUUCCUGAAGAACUCAUCCAACUGAACUAUUCCUGAAGAACUCAUCCAACUGAACUAUUCCUGAAGAACUCAUCCAACUGAACUAUUCCCGAAGAACUCAUCCAACUGAACUAUUCCCGAAGAACUCAUCCAACUGAACUAUUCCUAAAGAACUCAUCCAACUGAACUAUUCCUGAACUCUUCCUGAAGAACAUCCAACUGAACUAUUCCUGAAGAACUCAUCCAACUGAACUAUUCCUGAAGAACUCAUCCAACUGAACUAUUCCCAAAGAACUCAUCCAACUGAACUAUUCCCGAAGAACUCAUCCAACUGAACUAUUCCCGAAGAACUCAUCCAACUGAACUAUUCCUGAAGAACUCAUCCAACUGAACUAUUCCUGAUGAACUCAUCUAACUGAACUAUUCCUGAACUAUUCUGGAAGAACUCCUCCAACUGAACUAUUCCUGAAACUCAUCCAACUGAACUAUUUCUGAUGAACUCAUCCAACUAAACUAUUCCUGAAGAACUCCUCUAACUAUUCCUGAAAAACUCAUCCAACUAAUCUAUUCCUGGUUUGAAACAGACUUCAGUUAGUUUAGUCUCCACCCUAGUUUGAAUAGAUCUGGGAUGUAUUCCAAAUGGCACUAUAUUCCCUUUAUAGGGCACUACUUUAGACCAGGGUCUAUAGGGAUCUGCUAAAAAGUAGUGAACUAUAUAGGUAAUGGAUUCUUAGUCAAUUGUCCUUUAAACAACGACCGGCUAAUCAGAAACCAAAGAUGACAGGAGAGCUUUAUUAUGGCUAGUAAUUGCUAGGGCAGAUGUGUUGGGUAUUGUAUUGCUAUUGUACUAAACGAUUAGCAUACUAGUGAUUUAUACAAUAUUAGUUACUUUCAAACAUGUAGAGGACAUUUAAAGCAGUGCGAUAUAUACAUCACCAGUCAAAAGGUUCACAACACCGCCUCAUUCAAGAGUUUUUCUUUAUUUGUACUAUUUUUUACAUUGUAGAAUAAUAGUGAAGACAUCAACACUAUGAAAUAACACAUAUGGA
Messenger RNA from Oncorhynchus mykiss (rainbow trout), 3763 nucleotides. Its product is annotated as stromal membrane-associated protein 2. Lineage: Eukaryota; Metazoa; Chordata; Actinopteri; Salmoniformes; Salmonidae. Gene Ontology annotation, cellular component: cytoplasm. The record is from RefSeq and is a predicted model, not a curated record. Gene Ontology annotation, molecular function: GTPase activator activity.